Messenger RNA from Cordyceps militaris CM01, 2817 nucleotides. Its product is annotated as transcription factor AbaA. The record is from RefSeq and is a predicted model, not a curated record. Gene Ontology annotation, biological process: regulation of transcription by RNA polymerase II. The transcript is spliced from 3 exons. The coding region runs from base 1 to 2817 and encodes 938 amino acids. Gene Ontology annotation, molecular function: RNA polymerase II cis-regulatory region sequence-specific DNA binding; DNA-binding transcription factor activity, RNA polymerase II-specific. Gene Ontology annotation, cellular component: transcription regulator complex. NCBI's taxonomy places the organism in Eukaryota, Fungi, Ascomycota, Sordariomycetes, Hypocreales, Cordycipitaceae.
AUGUCUCGCCGUUCCUGGACGGGGUGGGUGGCAGCCCGCCUGGUGCCGAAGGAAGUUGGCGAUGACUCUGGCCCGCGAAGAGAGGGACACAAACUACCGAUGCUGUCAUCGCAGCGCUACCACCAGUCAACGCAAGACUAUCUCGAUGCCCGCCGCAGUAGCAUUCACCACCCCCAGCCUCAGACUGGCGCCGCCCGCGUUCCUCUACGCGAGUCCGCCGGCAAUGCCCAGGCACACAGCUUCAACGGCAUGAUCUCCUGCUACCAGAGCCCCGUAGCCAUCUCCCCUCCCAUGCCGCAGCCGCCCCAGCAUAUCCAGGCGCCCAUGGUCCCAUCACAGUCUUUUGACUGCCUCUACCGCGUGCCCACACCUCGCCAGCAUCAGUCCCAGGUGCUGCAGCAGUCGCAGCAGCAGUCGCAGCAGCAGCGCUACCAGCGCAAGCCCAGAGCCGACAUCAACCCCCUCUACUUUUGGCCUGCCUUUCGCCAGUACCGCAACCGACAGGCGCACAAGGAUACCCAAAAGGACAAAGGUGGUGUCUGGCGUCGUCCCGAGCUUGAAGAUGCCUUCGUCGACUCUGUCCUGCUCAUGCCUCACAUGGGCCGCCGCAAGUUCUCCAUGGGCGGGAAGCUUCACGGCCGCAACAUGCUAAUCAGCGAGUACAUCUUUACUCUCUGCGUUGCCAUCCUCGGCAGCAAGGAAAUCUUCCGCAUCGACAACAGUAAUGACAGCAUUGAGCAGAUGGGACGCAAGCAAGUCUCCAGUCACAUGCAGGUUGUCAAGAAGUUCUUUGAGGACCUGCGCUGCUUCCACUUCCUUUUCCCCUCUGAGGAGAAGAAGGAGCCCGGGUCGACCAACUCAGAGGACUACUACGACGACGAGGAGCAAGAGUCGUUCAAGUCCAACCCCAUCCUCACAGCCCUCGCCGAGGGUCGCCUGCCCGAAGUCAAGCCCAACUACCCCUACUUUUCCCAGCUGCUGGCCUUACAGUCCUACAUUACUGUCCGGCCCAAGACGUGCGAAAUAUUUGUCUCUUCCUCGGACAUUAAAAUUCGCGACGAGAUUGCCUAUGACAUCCACGAUACCCCGCUUGACCAGGCUUCCUUCCCCCACCUGAACAAGUACAACAACUGCGAUGAUAGCCCUAAUGUGCUCGGCAAAGACGUGCUCCUGCAUGAGUACACCCGCUCCCACGACCACGCCACCUCGGCGUCGGUCAAGACAGUCACGCGCCGCUGGCAAAAGGACGCGCCGGCCAUGUACGAGACGCUAGAUCUGCCCAGCCGCGACGAGGAGUGCCUGCUUCUCGAGAUGUGCGCGACUCUGGAGCUGCACGAGCACGCCAAGUUCCCCUCGGGUUCUGAGCUGACGGGCUUCGUCGAGGUGGCCAUUACGCAGCCGGCGCUCCAGAACCACCAGUGGAAGUGCGUCACGCGCCUGACGCGCCCCGCUGAGCUGCACGGUGAUGAGGCGGACCACACUACCGUCUACACCAACGAGAGCGGCAUCCACCGCCGCGGCUGCAGCGAUGCUAAGCCUGACUGCGACUGCCAUACGCGCGCUCGCCAGGACAUCCACGUCCCCUUCCCUGCCGUCGAGUGGGCCAGUAUCCUCAGCAUGGCCGUACAGUAUCCGGACACAGAGCACCAGCGCGUCAAGGAGAAGCGUGCCAAGAUGGGCGCCGCCGUCGGGAAGAAGCAUGAUGUAGAGCGCGCUGGAAGCAAGCGCAAGCGGUCCGAGGAUGACGGCGACGCCGCGUCGUGGGCUCGCCGCGAGCCCACCGGCAGUGACCUCAUCUGCAAGGUGGCCAUGUACCAGGAGCUGUGGUCGCGCGAGCCCGACUCGCCACAGUGGCAGCGCCAGGGCAUUCUCUUUUGGCGCUUCAACACCACCAACCAGUGGUACAAGUACGAGCCCGUCUUCAAGCCUGCUGGCACCUCGUGGCGCUGGCUCACCAUCAACGACCCCAUGUCUCGCUACCACCAGCAAAAGGCGCUCGUCUACCCACCCGCCGGUGUGCCUCGCGACGCCAUCAUGUCGCCCACGCCCACCGUCGGCCAACACCUCACGGCCGCCAUGAGCGAGACGUUCCACGCAUCCUGGGAACACCACCAAGGGGGAAGUGGCAGCAGCAGCCUGCCGCCGCACAUGCCGACGCUCCAGACGUCCGGCAACAGCAUGGGUCUCUUUGAUUCCUUCUCCAACGGCCUGGCCACGCCGCCGCCGUCGGCGACCCUUCCCCCGCCUCCAUACUCGACCGGGACCUUUGACGCCGCCGGCCUGGGACCAACCGGCUUCCUACCCUCAAACGGCACAGCCCAACAGCAGCAGGCGGACUCGCGCCACGGCUCUGGUAGCCUUGCCUCGGACCAGUCGUACUAUGACGGCGGCAGCAGCACGGUAUCGUUUUCCGAGGUCAAGCCCGUCCUGCCUGCCAUUGUCACCAACUACACCACCGCCGGCGGCGUCUACGACACCUCGCCCUGCGACACGACCAACCUGCAGGGCUGGGACAUGGCCUCGCUGGAUCCAUGGGCAGCGGCAGCGACGACGGCCGGCGGCGGCGGAGGCGGUCCCACGCCGACCUCCUCUACUGGCGCGCCGCAAGACUGGCCGCCCGCCCAGCAGCACCAGCAGCAUCCGGGCGCCAAGAUGGAUCACCACGCGGAACACCACCAGCACCACCACCAGGGUAUGUGGGCGGCGCCGCAGUGGGACGUGCCCGGCAGCGCGGGCUCGCAGGGGUCCAGCCCCCGGCUGAUGAAGAGGCGCAGGACUGACGUGGAUGGCCAUGUGCCCGUCUCAACCGGCUGGUAG